AGUCACGCUGGAUUUCCGCUUGUUUCCUGUGCCCCGCUAAAGCAUGUAGCUAGCCAGAAAGGAUACCUAAUUAAGCUGUUGUGUCAUUGGUACAAGGAAAGGUGUUUUUCUGCAAUGGCUGGCAGCCGGCUUGAAAAGUUUGGCACGGUGUUUACACGGGUGCGGGACUUGAUGCGGUCUGGUGUCGUGAAACAGAAGGACAAGCCCAUUUGGUACGACGUGUACACCGCCUUUCCGCCAAAGAGGGACCCUCUGUACGUCAAACCUCAGAUCCAGAGAUAUGGAAAGGUGACGGAUACAGUUCCCGAAAUCUUCUACAAAGAGGAUGCGGUCAGAGCGAAAUUUUAUGAGAUGUAUGGAAAUGGACCAAAAGCUUUUGACCUCAGCAAAGCAAACUUCAUAUCAACCUGCCAAAGGUUUGUGGAGAAGUACUAUGAGCUGCAGUCACAGGGGCAGCUGGAGGGGGACGCUCUAUUUGAAGAGGCUGGGAGAGCACUACUUGCUGAGGGCAUCGUUCUGAGGAGGAGGGGCAGCUCUAUGGUGGCACCAGAGGACAGGGACCCUGUGCUGGAGAUGAAGCUAACGGACAUGCUGGCUGAGCAGCAGGCGGAUGCUCCAGGCACGGUGCAGACAGAGGGGGAGCAGACGCAUGAGCAGACUCCCGCGACGUCCCACUGAUGUGCCACACUGCCCCAAAAGCAACAGACCCCCCCACGUCAUGAUCAUAUUCAGCCAUCAAUCACAGUGCGUGCUCAUUUGCUGAGAAGGCAGGGCAGGUGUGGAAAAGGGGUGCAUGAUGAAGGUGUUCUCUUUGGCCUCCCCCUUCCUCCUGCACCCCCCCCCCC
This is a messenger RNA of Megalops cyprinoides (Indo-Pacific tarpon), 845 nucleotides long. It is a transcript of the gene mrps23, whose product is annotated as mitochondrial ribosomal protein S23. Lineage: Eukaryota; Metazoa; Chordata; Actinopteri; Elopiformes; Megalopidae. Gene Ontology annotation, cellular component: ribosome; mitochondrion. The coding region runs from base 115 to 678 and encodes 187 amino acids. Gene Ontology annotation, biological process: translation. Gene Ontology annotation, molecular function: structural constituent of ribosome. The transcript is spliced from 5 exons. The record is from RefSeq and is a predicted model, not a curated record.